Molecule: messenger RNA, 1239 nt
Organism: Cydia amplana
Lineage: Eukaryota; Metazoa; Arthropoda; Insecta; Lepidoptera; Tortricidae
Product: zinc finger protein 431-like
Exons: 2
Coding region: 55-1236 (393 amino acids)
Source: RefSeq, a predicted model, not a curated record
UAUAAAUGAAAAUAGUCCUUUUAUCGUAUAAUUUAAUAAAUUUUAACUUAAAUCAUGACAGAAUUAAAAAUUGAACACGUUACUGUUAAAUCGGAAUUCGAUUUGUAUCCAGAAGUUGGACUUCAAUACGCAGAAUGCGAAAGUCACGAAAAAAUUGUUGUUGACACUGAAAAAGAAAGGCAUAAUAUCUUUAUUGCACGAGAAAAAGAGGUUUCCGAAGCAAAAAAGGAUGAUGGGAACCAAGAAUGUAAUAAUGACACACCAGGAGCCUCCAGAUAUCCAUGUCACAUUUGCGGAGCUACCUUCGACAAUAUUUCUAAAGUGGGCGACCACCUUAACACACAUGUGUGGACGGAACCAAACAUACCAGAGCAGCUAUACACCUGUGCCGUCUGUCCUGAGACCUAUCCUACUCCAGAACUUCUGGAAGAACACAAAAAAAAGCAUAAUAGCAACAGCUACACAUGCUACAUCUGCGAUGCAAAACUCAAAUCCUUUACCACUUUAAAAAUGCAUAUCGAUAAACACGCUGACAGUCCAAUUCAAUGUGAACAUUGCGACAAACAACUCACAUCGCAGUGGAGUUACUAUCAACAUAUGAAACUCCAUAAUAAUCAAAGCUUUCCAUGCUCGCUUUGUGGGAAACAAUUUACAGCUCGCAGCAAGCUAAAUAACCAUCUAAUCUCGCAUAGCAGUGUAAAACCAUAUGGUUGCAAGUUCUGCGAUAAGCGAUACUCGAGAGAGCAAGCAUUAAAAGUCCAUAUGAAAGUACAUACUGGACAGAAAAACUAUAAAUGUGACGUUUGUGAAAAAGCUUAUUACAAUACCUGGGAAUUGAGACGUCACAGGGAAAAUCAUGAUAAGGACAAAGAUAAGAAGCCUUUUCAAUGCUCGGAAUGCGAUUCUUCUUUUUGUACAAAGGGUCAACUGAAGUGUCACUACGAGGCUAUACACAGUACGGAGACUCCGUUCCCAUGUGACGCUUGCGAUCUUAAGUUUAAAAGCAAAAAGGCGUGGAAAUACCAUACGUUAACACAGCACACUACGAAAGAACCAUAUAAGUGCGAUAUAUGUAAUAAGGGUUUCGUGUUUAAGUAUGUUUUUGAUCGGCAUGUGAGAUUGCACUCGGGUGAGAGACCAUACCCUUGUGAGCAUUGUGAGAAAAGGUUUAAAUCUAAACCGAAUCUGAAAGUUCAUAUCGGUUAUUUUCACAAAGAUGUGUCGUGUAGUAAAUAAUAA